Messenger RNA from Tachysurus fulvidraco (yellow catfish), 835 nucleotides. Its product is annotated as ubiquitin-like protein ISG15. The record is from RefSeq and is a predicted model, not a curated record. Gene Ontology annotation, molecular function: protein binding. Bases 21 to 317 code for a protein of 98 amino acids. The transcript has a single exon. NCBI's taxonomy places the organism in Eukaryota, Metazoa, Chordata, Actinopteri, Siluriformes, Bagridae.
GUCAUCAACAGGGGAAAACAAUGGAACUCAUCAUCAAAGACAUAAGUGGAACAAUGCAGCUUGUGAAUGUCCUGCCAAGUACCACCAUUGGUGAACUGAAGCAGCAUAUUGCCCCUCACUUUGGGGCAAGAGCCUCACGCCUGAAGCUUUCAGCCCUCAGUGGUCAGAUCCUGGACAAUGACCAGAUGACCGUGAGCCAAUACAGUCUGAGUUCAGGAUCCACCGUGAUGCUCCUGAUCUCCACAAGCCCCAUGCCCUUUCAGGUGUUUGUGAAGAAUGAGAAGGGACAGAUGAGGACGUACAACAUCACUGAUUAAGAGACCGUUGAUCAGUUGAUGAUGAAUAUCUACCAGAAAGAGCGAACACCAGUGGACCAGCAGCGGCUGAUCUACAAUGGCCAACAGCUCCAGUGUGGCAAUAAACUGCAGGAUUAUGGCAUUGGUCCAGAAAGUACCAUUUUUAUGACCCUCCGUCUUCGUGGAGGCUAAUGAGACAAAAACACGUGGACAUAAUUUUUGUCCUAUUUAACACCACAGAACAAAAUAUUAAAAUAAUAAUGAUAAUAAUAUUAGUAAAAGUACUGUGUAUGUUGCAUGACUGAUUCAGAUACAGUCAGCUCAUUCUCAUAUUUAACCCCCAAGUAAUCACAUCUGGACACCUAUUUAAUUCUCCUUCCUGACACACUUCUGCAGACGCUUUAAACACACACGUAGAAAAUGAUCUUAUAGUCAAAUUUAUUUAUUGAUUUAUUUAUUGUUAUUAUUUAUUAUUUAAUGACACCUGUAUAACCAUCUUUAUAAUAUACAUAAUAAUCUACCUUGUUGUUUAGUAAUAA